AUGGCACAAGAUGAAUCUUUUAUUGACUUAAUAAAUCAUAGUGAGUAUAACUUAGAUUCUUAUAACAAUGACUUAGAUAAAACAACAUUGAUUCCAGAUGCAGAAAACUCUUCCGAUGAUAAAACAUCCUCAUCUGGCAUAUCCUCAAACUUAACCACUUCCAGUGCUUCAUCUGAUCAACAAUCUUCUGUGAUGUAUUCAGAUCCUAAAGCACAAUUAUUCGAACAAAUAAUGGCAUCAUUGAAUUAUUAUCCCUUAAUGAAGGUUUAUAAAUCAUAUCAAUUUGUCGAAUUAGCUGUUGAUUUAUAUCAAAAAGAUACAGUUAUUCAAAAGGAAUGGGCGAGAAUGAUUGAUUAUUACAAAAACGAUCUCAAAUGUAAUGAUGAUAGUCGUAUUAAAUUUGAAUUCUGUAAAUGUAUUGAUGCUAUAAUGAAUGAUGAAAGAAAAAUAAUGAUUGGAUUAGACUCAACUGAAAUAGUAAAAGAUGUUUUAAUAACUUGUAUGCGAAUAUGCAGUGAACCAGAUUUCAAACUUGAAAUUCGAGUUGGGCUUGGUGGAACAACUGAUUCACUCACUGUACGUACACCAUCCUAUGCCGUUGCUGGUAUUGCUUUGUUAUAUCGAUUACUGGAAUUAUCCAAAUACUUUCUAUCGAAUAUAGAAACUUGUACAGGAAUAGUUUCAACAAGAAUCUUACAUAAUCCGCCUCUUCUCAUUUUUUAUAGUGCUUAUAGUGUUGCAGUAGAAGUGAAUAAAAUUGAUGAGAAAACUGCAAAAAAGAUUGCAAAUGACAUACUAUCAUACAUACGAGCAUAUAUUAAUGAAUAUCAUCCAGAUUUGGCGACAUAUGUUCGAUAUGGAAUGGAUCAUUCAAAUACUUAUCAGCCAUACUUAUUGGAUCGUAUUAUUAAACUGUUCAUUUCAAAUUGUCACGAUCCUGAACUUUUAAAUGCUUUGACUAAUCACGCAGAUGCUCAUGGUGGUACUAUGGAAGGUUCAAUUAAAUAUGCAUCAACACAUUCAAUCGGAUUUAGAGAUGUCAUUGAUAAAAAAAAUUCAUAUUCACUUUUUAAUCCAUUAAAUCAAGAUGAAGCAAAUAUUCAAUUUAAUCAAGAAAUAUAUUUACCUGAUUGUAUUAUUAGUGUCGGUGGAUCAGUAGAAAGACGUUUUGGUCAAGUACGUCAAAUAAUUCGACAAGCUUUUAAAGAGAGUUUACAAAUGAAUGAUGAAGACAACGAUCAUUUACCAUUAUCAAUACGAAUGUUAUCACAAGCUGGACAAACUCCAGUGUAUUAUCAUCAUUCAACACACGAAAUUACUCUCGAGAGUGUUUUAAACAGUAGUGAAAAUGAUUUAUAUAAAAACGAGAAAAUACCUAGAGCUGUUAAAGAAGAUUUAAUAAUCAUGACAGACGAUAUUGGUAUAAGAAUAUUAAAAGCAAUGUUGGAAGGCAUUCCUACGAAUAAAUUAUUCGAACUAUGUUCAUGGGAAAACUGUGUUUCAACUUUAACUGAACUGUGUUCGAAAACUUUAGAGGAACAUGCAAAAGAUGAAAAUCGAAGAUGUCAAUGUUCAAAAGAAAUAACUGAACCAGUUGCUCAAUUUUUCGAACAUUAUGGCAUAUCCAACUACCUUAAUGAUCAUAGACGGUCAAUUAUUUCUUGUAUCAUAGAUUGCUUAGAAAGCGAAAAGCGAAAAAAGCAGCAAAAACAAGAACGAAACCAAAAGAAAAAGGAAAGUCGAAUUCAAUAUGCAAUAAAUAAUUCUCGUCUCCGCAGUGGUAGUGAACCUUUAACCCAAUCAGUGACAAAUGAUCUUCGUCUUCGCAGCGAUAGUGCAUCUUCAACCAAAUCAACGGCAAGUGAUCUUCGUCUUCACAGCGAUAGUGCAUCUUCAACUGAAUCAACGGCAAGUGAUCUUCGUCUUCGCAGCGAUAGUGCAUCUUCAACUGAAUCAACGGCAACUUCGUUUUAUAUUUCAAUACAUCAUGUAAGUUUAUUUGAAUUACUAAAUGACAAUGAAGUUUCGCUUUUACGUUUAGAUUCGUUUUAUACCUCAAUAUAUCUGAUUCAUUUAAUAUCGAUCGACCUGAUUCGUGUGAUAACGAUAGAUCCGAUUCGUUUUAUGUCAAUAGAUUGGCGAGUUGGAAAAAUUCUUUAA
Molecule: messenger RNA, 2160 nt
Organism: Rotaria sp. Silwood1
Lineage: Eukaryota; Metazoa; Rotifera; Eurotatoria; Philodinida; Philodinidae
Source: the annotation of a GenBank genome assembly